AUGGAACGUCGGUGUAAUGCAUGCAAAGCAAUUACACCAUCAUACAAUGUUAAAGCUUGUCCAAGUUGUAGACAUGAAUUUCAUGGAAAUCACCAUCGUUCAGCAUCGUCCAAUGAUACAACUCACAAAGUGUCAUCGAAACAUGAGCCAAAGGAUCUGAGCAAAUCAGAAAACAAUAAAUCUUCACAAGGUGCAACUGCCAAUGAUUCACUGUCAGCUAAUAAUAAAUAUUUUAAUCAUCCAGGACCUUGUAGCUAUAAAAAUCUGUGUGCAGAAUUUCUCAAAACAUUGGAAUGGAAUGAAGAAUUAUUCGAUCGCAAAUUUAAUCGUUGUUACUGCUUGAAUUGUUAUUCAAAGUCGUCAAAGGAUAGUCUCAUAGAAGGUGGGUCACUUUAUGUGAUUCCACGUGGAUGGUGUAGAUUCGGCCUCCAUGUUGAUCCAUUACGAACCAAAGUUGAUCAUAUAUGGAAAGAUUGGAUCGUAACCUACCAUGGAACAACGGCAGAAGCAGCCCAAUCUGUUGUUACUCAUGGACAGUUUCUUGUUCCAGGUGAUAAACGCUUAGAUGGAAAGAAAAUUGCUAUAGGUGAAGGACAUAUUCCCGAAAAAUAUCAUAUUUAUACAUCACCGACUAUGGCUUAUUCUGGUCACCCGUGUUAUUGUCGUCCAAAACUAUUUCGAUCGAAUUUAACACAUAAAGUUUACAAUGCACGUGUUGCAAUUCAAUGUCGUCAGAAACCGGGAACAUUUAUGGUUCAGGGGGAAACAAUUGGUGCUGGUAACAAAAGAAUUUGUCAAAUAAUACCAAACAGUGAAGUGGAACUAUAUACAACAGUUCGUGCAUCAGUUGUACCUUACGGUUUAUUAAUACAUUUAUCUGAAACCACCUAA
Messenger RNA from Rotaria sp. Silwood2, 891 nucleotides. The record is from the annotation of a GenBank genome assembly. Lineage: Eukaryota; Metazoa; Rotifera; Eurotatoria; Philodinida; Philodinidae.